CCGCGGCUCGGGGGCUGGGUCUGGGAGGCCACGUGACCCGGCUGCUAUGGCACCGCGGUCACAAUCAGGCGCAAUGGCCCUCUGAGGCGACCCCACCCCACCCCGGCGCCCCUGGUCCUAAGGAGGGCCUCCCCCUCCGGGGCCGCACACCCACGGAGUCGCGCGGGCUGCGGGGCGCUCUGGGAGCCGAGGCCGCUGCAGGACGAGCAAGGAUCCCUCGUGUCCCGCAGGUGACCACAGACGAUGUCGAUGAAUGAAGUCAAAGAGUCGCUCCGUGCUGUGGAGCAGAAGUACAAGCUCUUCCAGCAGCAGCAGUUCACCUUCAUUGGGGCCCUGGAGCACUGCAGGGAGAAUGCACAUGACAAGAUCCGGCCCAUCUCCAGCAUUGGACAGGUUCAGAGCUACAUGGAACACCACUGCUACAACUCUACGGACCGGCGGAUCCUGCUCAUGUUUCUGGACAUCUGUUUGGAGCUGAACAAACUCUGCCAGCACUUCGAGGCCCUGCACUCUGGCACCCCGGUCACCAACAACCUCCUGGAGAAAUGCAAGACCCUGGUCAGCCAAAGCAAUGACCUGAGCAGCCUGAGAGCAAAGUACCCUCACGACGUGGUGAACCACCUGAGCUGCGACGAGGCCCGGAACCACUAUGGGGGCGUGGUCAGCCUCAUCCCCCUUGUCCUGGACGCCAUGAAAGAAUGGAUCGCCCACUCGGAGAAGCUGCCCCGUAAGGCGCUGCAGCAUGUGAGUGUGCCCCCCGCUUGCCGGAAAGCCACCGGGGCAGCCACCCAACCUCUGUCAUGGCUGAGGAAACUCGAGUGUAGGCACCUUGCGAGAGACAGCCUCAGACCCAGGGGGAAGGGCAAAGGACACUCUAAGCCGCCCUGGAGACCACCUGGUGGGAAACUGUAACCCAGGGCCAGGGACCCGCCGCGCUGUGGGGUGCUGUUUAAUCGGCUGACCCACUCUUACUGGUACCCACAGUCCCUGCUGUGAACCCCGAAGCGGGCCAAUACACUGUUGAAAAUCUCUCUCCUCUUGCUUUCACCUCUAACUUUUCAUUCUAAUCUCUGUGCUACUGAAGAGGACCCCCGCUUAGCAAGCUCCCCAACAGUGUGGUGUUAGUAGUGGGUGUCCCAGAAGAGGGGCACCCACCAGGGUGCCUGGCCUGCCCCAGCUGAGGCUCCAGCCCUGCAGUGAGGAGAGGCCGGAGCUCGGCAGGACAGGGUUGCUCCUGCUGCCCGACAGAAGCUCGAGGGUCAGCCUGUGUUCACGGCCCUGGGCCAGAACGAAGGGGAAGAACUCAGAUGUCCCUCUCCUUUACUUGGAAUGGGGAGACCGUGCCAGAAGCCGGAGGAACUCAAUUCUGUGGCUCUUGAGGAAGCACUGUUAAGGCCUGGACACUGUAAAAGGUAUCCCUGGCUUCGGAGCUUGCUGGAAGUCAACUCUGACUGUUGGUUUUUCC
This is a messenger RNA of Fukomys damarensis (Damara mole-rat), 1465 nucleotides long. RefSeq names its product sperm acrosome associated 9 (gene Spaca9). Bases 244 to 912 code for a protein of 222 amino acids. The record is from RefSeq and is a predicted model, not a curated record. NCBI's taxonomy places the organism in Eukaryota, Metazoa, Chordata, Mammalia, Rodentia, Bathyergidae. Gene Ontology annotation, cellular component: acrosomal vesicle; ciliary base; sperm flagellum. The transcript has 4 exons.